This is a messenger RNA of Penicillium manginii, 765 nucleotides long. Its product is annotated as sulfotransferase family protein. The coding region runs from base 1 to 765 and encodes 254 amino acids. The transcript has 3 exons. Lineage: Eukaryota; Fungi; Ascomycota; Eurotiomycetes; Eurotiales; Aspergillaceae. The record is from RefSeq and is a predicted model, not a curated record.
AUGUCUCUCGCUCUCUCCGACAACCUGGCUCCUCAGCCUAUGACUGAUAUCUUUACCGAUGACACAAACAUUGAUCGCCGCAAGUGCCACCGUACUGUGCCUAUGAAGGUGCUGGCUCUCGGUGUUGGCCGUACCGGCACUGCUUCCCUCCGCAAGGCUCUUGAACGUCUGGGAUACGGCAAGUGCUACCACAUGAUGUGCGCCAGUGUUGAGAACCCACCGGACUGUCUGAUGUGGCACGAUGCCCUGAACGCCAAGUACAAGGGCGAGGGCGAGUUCGGCCGCAAGGAAUGGGACCAACUUCUCGGCGACUGCCAGGCAGUCUGCGACUGGCCCGCCUGUGCUUUCGCCAAGGAGCUGAUCGAGGCCUACCCCAACGCAAAGGUCAUCCUGACCACCCGUGAUGUUGACCCGUGGCACGCUUCCGUCAUGAAGACCGUCCACUGGCGCGUCAGCGACCCCGAGCACAAGUUCGUCUCGAACUUCAGCUGGGCCGCCGGCAUGUACUACCCCAUGCUGAACAAGUUCUUCGACACCUUCUUCCGCGGUGACUUCCAGGGUCAAGGCAAGCAAGUGUACAACGAGCACGUCGCCGAGGUCCGCAGCAUGGUCCCCGCCGACCGCCUGCUGGAGUACAACAUCAACGACGGCUGGGGCCCGCUGUGCGAGUUCCUCGAGGAGGAGAUGCCCGACACUCCUUUCCCCGCGGCAAUGACAUGGCCGACUUCUACAAGCGCUGCAGCACCCGCAACCGCCACCAGAUGA